Molecule: messenger RNA, 7731 nt
Organism: Hipposideros armiger (great roundleaf bat)
Lineage: Eukaryota; Metazoa; Chordata; Mammalia; Chiroptera; Hipposideridae
Gene: HHIP
Product: hedgehog interacting protein
Exons: 14
Coding region: 14-2062 (682 amino acids)
Source: RefSeq, a predicted model, not a curated record
CUCGGGGCAGACGAUGCUGAAGAUGCUCUCAUUUAAGCUGCUGUUGCUGGCCGUGGCUCUGGGCUUCUUUGAAGGAGAUGCUAAGUUUGGGGAAAGAAGCGACGGGAACGGAGCGAGGAGGAGAAGGUGCCUGAAUGGGAACCCCCCGAAGCGCCUGAAAAGGAGAGACAGGCGGAUGAUGUCCCAGCUGGAGCUGCUGAGCGGGGGAGAGAUGCUGUGCGGCGGCUUCUACCCGCGGCUGUCCUGCUGCCUGCGGAGUGACAGCCCGGGGCUGGGGCGCCUGGAUCACAAGAUAUUUUCUGUUACCAACAACACCGAAUGUGGGAAGUUACUGGAGGAGAUCCAAUGUGCGCUUUGCUCUCCACACUCUCAGAGCCUGUUCCGCUCACCUGAGAGGGAGGCCUUGGAAACAGACCUGGCGCUUCCCCUGCUCUGCAAAGAUUAUUGCAAAGAAUUCUUUUAUACUUGCCGAGGCCAUAUUCCAGGUUUCCUUCAAACUACUGCUGAUGAGUUUUGCUUUUACUAUGCAAGAAAAGAUGGUGGGUUGUGCUUUCCAGAUUUUCCGAGAAAACAAAUCAGAGGACCAGCAUCUAACUACUUGGACCAGAUGGAAGAGUAUGACAAAGUGGAAGAGAUCAGCAGAAAGCACAAGCACAACUGCUUCUGUAUUCAGGAGGUUGUGAGUGGGCUGCGCCAGCCUGUCAGCGCCCUGCACAGUGGGGACGGCUCGCAACGGCUCUUCAUUCUGGAGAAAGAAGGCUACGUGAAGAUACUCACCCCUGAAGGAGAAAUUGGCAAGGAGCCUUAUUUGGACAUUCACAAACUUGUUCAAAGUGGAAUAAAGGGAGGAGAUGAAAGAGGACUGCUAAGCCUUGCAUUCCAUCCCAAUUACAAGAAAAAUGGAAAGCUGUAUGCGUCUUACACCACCAACCAAGAACGGUGGGCUAUCGGGCCACAUGACCACAUUCUCAGAGUUGUGGAGUACACCGUGUCCAGAAAAAAUCCCCAUCAGGUUGAUUUGAGAACUGCCAGAGUGUUUCUGGAAGUUGCGGAACUCCACAGAAAGCAUCUGGGAGGACAACUGCUCUUUGGCCCGGAUGGCUUUCUGUACGUCAUCCUCGGCGACGGGAUGAUCACACUGGAUGACAUGGAAGAGAUGGACGGAUUAAGUGACUUCACAGGCUCAGUGCUCCGGCUGGAUGUGGACACGGAUAUGUGCAGUGUGCCUUAUUCCAUCCCCAGGAGCAACCCGCACUUCAACAGCACCAACCAGCCCCCGGAAGUGUUUGCCCAUGGCCUCCACGAUCCAGGCAGAUGCGCUGUGGAUCGACACCCCACUGAUGUAAACAUCAAUUUAACAAUACUUUGUUCAGACUCCAAUGGAAAGAACAGAUCAUCAGCCAGAAUCCUACAGAUAAUAAAGGGAAAAGAUUACGAAAGUGAGCCAUCACUUUUAGAAUUCAAACCAUUCAGUAAUGGUCCUUUGGUUGGCGGGUUUGUUUACCGAGGCUGCCAGUCUGAAAGACUCUAUGGAAGCUACGUGUUUGGAGACCGUAAUGGGAAUUUCUUAACUCUCCAGCAAAGUCCUGUGACCAAGCAAUGGCAAGAAAAACCACUCUGUCUGGGCAACAGUGGUUCCUGUAGAGGUUACUUUUCAGGUCACAUAUUGGGAUUCGGAGAAGACGAAUUAGGUGAAGUUUACAUUCUAUCAAGCAGUAAAAGUAUGACUCAGACUCACAAUGGAAAACUCUACAAAAUUGUAGAUCCCAAAAGACCUCUGGUGCCUGAGGAGUGCAGAGCGGCAGUGCAACCUGCCCAGACGCUCACGUCAGAAUGCUCCCGGCUCUGUCGGAAUGGCUACUGUACCCCGACGGGAACGUGCUGCUGCAGCCCCGGAUGGGAAGGGGACUUCUGCAGAAUCGCAAAAUGUGAGCCAGCAUGUCGCCAUGGAGGUGUCUGUGUUAGGCCAAACAAAUGCCUCUGUAAAAAAGGAUAUCUUGGUCCUCAAUGUGAACAAGUGGACAGAAACAUCCGCAGAGUGACCAGGGCAGACAUCACCUAGAUGAAACACCUUUACCCUGUCCUGUAAAAUACUAAAGUUACAUUUUUCACCAACUUAAUUGGAAAGAAGGGGAGUGAGAAAGCAAACAGUCUUUAAUGUGCUGUGGAUCUAAUCUAGCAAUGUAUCCUUGUGCCAACAUGUAAUCAUUAACGACGGAUGAAAAAGCAAGAAAACAGCCAAUCCUUAUAAAAUUCCAGCAUUAAACAUUUGUAAAGUGCUUUUCAUGAUAGCAAGACUGUCAGAGUAUAUGUGAUUAGAAUGUUGCAGAUUGCACACUCAAUCGAACCUCACUGGAGAAGAACUCACUCGUUUUUUAACAAAUCUUGGCUAUGUAAGCUGUCACUUGUACAAAUUUUUAAUAUAAUAAUUCUUGCCAAAUAUGACUUUCCGUGUAUAUGUUCCUUCAGGACUCAAUGAAAAUUUUCUUUGGUGAAUGUAUGAAUAAAUUUCUGUAAAUGUUCUGUUCAGGUUUUGAAAGAAAUGCUAUGUUCUAACUUAAAACUGCAAAAAGUCUGAUAAACAUUUUUCUUAAUGGUUUUCAAGGCCAGCUCUCCACAUUUGGAUUAUAACAAAAUUAGACGGCCUCCUUGCACUACUGAAAAAACAUCUACCCAUGACACACGCACACCCACUAUAGGUGGUCCUUCUGUAAACAUCUGUUCCCCCCAGAAUCUAAAGUGGAGAGUAGUAUAGAUUAUGCAGCACAGGCUGACUUUUCAAACCUGCUCCUUACUUUUAGGAAUACGAGCCUCAAUUAAAAAGAAUAAAAUCUUGUAACUAGUAUUUCUCUAUUGUUUUAAAGCAGGGGAUUUGCAAUUAAAGCACAGCGAGCAUUUAUAUAGAAGCCACAAUGUAGAAAGAUUGGUUAAGUACACUGCUCUUGUCUUCCAUAUAUGAUUACUUAAGUUUCAAGUGACCUCAUGCCAAAUGGAAAUGGGUUGAGAAAUCUUGGUUCAGUGCUUAGUGAACAAUAGCCUGCAUUAAAAAGUGCAUGCAUAAUUUUGCACAAUUUAGAUUCAAUUGACAGUCCAUUCAAAGAAGUCUCAGGAUUAAAUGAGCAUGGAGACCAAAUUGCCCUCUUACCCCAGAAAAGGGGUGGUCCCUUCUAGUCACACUAACACUUCAUUGGCCCAACAGUGUGACAAAUCUUGCAAUGAACCCUGCAGUAGCCUGCAUCUGUAGGUUAAUAGCAGUCUUUUGUCUCCAUUGCUUUCUCUUCAUAGCCCUUUUACUGAAUUCCAUCACAGAAAGUUUUACAAUUAAAAAAAAAAAUGUCUUGACAACCAUUUUUGUAAAUGGACCUUACCAUCUAAUCGUCCCUUAUUCAGCGUGGGUGACAUUAACAGAAUGUGAACCUCUUGUGAGGGAGCCAGCUGUCUAAAUCUGUCAAAUUGUGCAGUUUUAUUACACAUUCUCCAGUUCAUAGUUUCACUGAGAACAAGGAUACUGCUAUAUACGGCAAAAUCUAAAAAAUCCAGCGUUUCUUCUUACAGCCUUAAUCUCUUCCAAAAUAAAAGGUGUUAGCUUGCCAUUAGUUCUCCUAUUUAAAACUAUCUAUAUUCAAUUGACGAGACCCAGAUUUUUAUACAGUCCCUUUCCCAAGUGAAAGUUUCAAAUGACUUAGAAAAACAUAUGUAUCCCAGGUGUCACUGCCUUUUCUAUUGUGAGUCAUUAGAAUAAAAGACCAAAAUCUUGUAUAAAGAAGAUAGCAAGAUCCAUGGAUAUUAUACCCAAGCAAAGAAAGGAGAGUCAUUGGAGUCAUUUCUGUUUUUAAGAGAGACGUAAAUAGCAAUGGCCAAUUGAUGGCUACAUAUUUUAAACUCAGUGGUCAUUUCAAAAGAUCUUUUGAACUUCUCUCUCAAGUGGAUUUUUAAAAUAUGUGGCUAGAGAAUUGUCUUAAAUGAUUCAUGAUGAGAGGCAGGUAGGAACUGGUUAAAAAGUAUGAGCUAGGGAAAAGUUAUGUCUCAUCACAUGAAUGGCAAUACCUACAUCUACUCAGUUCAUAAAGCACAGAGUAAAAAUGGAAGAAAAAUGUCCUUGAUAUGAAUGCAGAUCUGUGAGAUAAAGGUAAAAUCAUGAACUAGAAAAAUGUGUAUUGCAAUACCUUUGUCCAUUCUAGAGCUUAAUAUUUGGGUGUCAGUUUAAUGUGAAAUGCUGUUAUGGUAGUUGUAAGGAGAUGGAAAAAAAACUUUCUACCACUGCUUCUGCCAAACUCUUGUCCUAGUUAAUAGAACCUUGUUUUCUUGCCAGUUAUAUAGGGUAAUGAGAAGAAAACUGAAUUGGCACAUCAUUAAAGUGAAAAGAAGGGAAGAUUUAAGAAACUUGAGUGGCGAUAAAAAGUGCUUUCAUCUGUACCUUUUCUUCUUGGAAUUUUGUUUCAGUGUGGCUACUGUAAAAUAUAUAUUUUAUUUAUCACAGAGAAUACUCAGACGUUUUCUCAGAUUAAUGGACUGUCCCAUCAAGAAACAGCAAAGACACCUACACAUAUAACAUAUACACACAACCUAAAUAGAAAACCAUUAUCUUUGUCAUUUACAUACUUCAGAGCAGGCACUUCUAUAUUUAUUUCUUUGGAAACAACUACAUAAUAAUGUACUAACAAGUUUUAAUAUAUUUCUUUUUAAUAUUGUUUUUAUCUCUGAAUCAUAAACUAUACAACAAAGGCUACUAGGUGUUAGACAUGAGGUGAGAUGCUACACCUAAUGUCUAUUAAAGGACACAUUAAUUAAAUUUCUAUUAGUCUAACUUUCUCAGCUUUGAAACAUAAAAGAGGAACCAAGUUCAAAUUCUUAAGAGGAAAGAUAAGGUAUAUAAUAGACAGUUGUAGUUGUAUAUUCAAUCAAGUUUCGCAGCAUCUCUAUAUAAUGUUACCUAUGAUCUCUCUCUCUCUCUCUCUCUCUCUCUCUCUCUCUCUCUCUCUCUCUCUCCUACCCCCUACCCCAUAUAUCCUUCUACCUUUUAACCUCUCCCUUUGCCUGUAUUUCUACUGUUUUUUUAACGAAACAGACAUGUAUGUCCUCAGUACAUACAUGAUGAAGAUGUCCUGGGGUAGGUUACUAUUGAUUUUGAGGGUUAUCUUUUCUUUGUUUUCCUGAAAAAUACCCUUUCUUGGUGUCACAUUUGCUCAGACUCUAUAUCAUGGAGAAUGAUAGACAAAUACAAACAUACCAGUCCAAUCUAUUAGAAUCAUUGAAAGAAGUAACGAAAACCAUAAAUGACCAACAGCCCAAAUGCUCCUCUUCAGCUAGUGUUCCAGCAUAGAUACAGGAAAGACAUGAAAAUAUCGCCAGGAGAGAGCAAGCUAACAGCAGGGAAGGUCAGUAGCUAUUUCCUAUUCAAGCAACAACCAUCUCUAUGGAGUCUUUUUUGAAACAGGUUAUUCGAUAUCUAUGAGAAAAAAAUAAGAAGUAGUUCCUCAGUGGAGGCUUUAGAGUCUUCUUUCCCUAUCUCAGAUAAGACUUGAACUUGCAGAGAACUCAGACCAAAGUGCCAUGCCCAAAAAAUGUACAUAUUUCUAUACUGCCCGAGGAAGGUAGUGGGCCUACUACUGUGGAUGUUGGCAAUAGGCAAUACUUUCAGAGCGUUCCUCUUUAGACUAUCCAAACGAAAUACAUGUUUGCUGUCUUACCUUCUUUGUCUUCAUCACACCAACAUGAAUUAGUCAUAUCUCCAAUACUUCAUGUGAUGUCAAAGGAGGUGGGAAACCUAAGAAUAGAAGCAUUUUGAUAUUAAAAAUAUUAAGAACAUGACCACAGAACCUGUCAAACACUAAUCUUUGCAAACUUCAAACUUCUUUCUCUUAUAUAUCUCUUAAGUUUGGGAGACUGUCUUAAAAUCAAUGUUUAGGAGAGUAAGGUAUUCAUGAUAACAAAAUGGAGCAUUGUAGUACUGUUUUCUUUUCAAUCAUAAUUGUAGUUUCCCUAGCUGCUAUAAAGAGAUUUAUUCAUUUAUCAGAUUAGCACUUUUCUUAAAUUCUUCAGUAAAUCUGAACCCAAGAUACAUCCAUCAUUUACCUUGCUUUCUUUUAUAUAGGUCAUAUAUAAAUUGGUUAAAAGAAUAAAAAAUAAAUAUGGGACCCUUGUAUCAACAUAAAACUAGGCCUAAAACCUAUUAACCUAUUAUUGCUUUUUUAAAGCCAGAUUAUACAAUGGCUUACCAAAUAAAUAAACAAACAAAUAAAUAAAUAAAUAAAUAAAUAAAUAAAGUAUCAGCAUGAAUUUUAAGAUUACAUCUCAUACACAUCACAAAGUUAGACAUCAUGUUUCAGUCGGGAUUUUUUUCGCAUAUGUGGAUGAUGUAUUACUUACAGUCAAAAUACAUGUACACAUAUACAAGCAAAUUAACAUAAAUAUGUGAUGAGUUAUCUCGAUUAUAAUUUUUAAGUUAAAAAUACUUUUAGAAAGAACAGAACAUUAACAGUGAUGGGAAAUUCAUAGUGGCUAAAUAUAAGCUUUGUCUUCAGAGUUAGAAACUAAUUCUUAUACAUUUCUUUUGAACUAAAAAAUAACUAACCAAUAGCUUCCAUUCACAAGAACAACAAGUGAUCAGGUUUGGUAUAGUCUAUAUCCAAAAUAUAUGUGGAUAUUUCUUUAUCUCAUAUCCUUAAAAUCUGAGACAUGACUUUCCCGAAAUAAAGUAAGAUUUCAUGUAUAGUGGAGCUUAAUACUAUUAAUAUAUUAAUACAUUUUAUUCAUAAUACUAUUGUUGAGAAAUCUAAUUGACAACCUUAUCAGAUGUCAGAUAUUUCCCAUAUCUCAUUAUAUUUAUAGGACAUUUUUAGACAUGCAUUUCACCAAGAGCCAUGUAGUAACAAGAUAAAUGAUACUGAGGUACUAUGGAAUUUUUGGAGCUUGAGUCCCUAGGAUAUGUGAAAGAAGACUAUUAUUUAAAAGAAACCCAUCUAAUUAAAAUGAAAAAAAUAUCGAAUUAUUAUCAUAAUAAGCAUAAGAGAAAUAUGCUUAUUUUGUUUGCUUUAUCUAUGAUUAAUUUUGUCCAGUUUUAAAGAAUAGUUAAUUUUAUCAUUCUUCUAACACAUUUUGGUUUUCCUAAGUGUUGAUUUUCCUUUAGGUUGUUGACAAUUAGGGCAAUUUACCCAUAACCUCACUCACAGAAGAUACCAGAACCAAUCCUUGCUUGAAUUUCUGUUCAUAAGAGGCAGAAGGCUGUGUGAACAAGUAUAAAAACAGGAACGCGUUUAAGGGAGCAGAGUUAAUAUAUGUACUAGUUGGGAUUUCUCUAAAUGUUCAGAUGAAAAGUAACAUGCAAAGUCAUUGGCUCAGAGAAUCCAAGUUUGAAUUAAUCUGACUUAUUUAACCAAGUUAUUAUAAUACGCAUUUCUCUUUGAUCUAUCUUCUAUUAUUCAGCCAUCAAUCCAUUCAUUAAUUCAACAAAUAUUUAUUGAAGUGCCUAGUGUGAUUAUGUGAGAAAGUCAUUAUAAGGUCCUUAAAAGGUCACAGUAAACGUCCUUACAUUUGCAGUGGGGGGUUGUGAGCCCAAUGGGUAUGAUGAACACAUUUGAAGCAAAAGACACUAAUCACACCCAACCAGCUCCAAUUCAGCUCAACAUCAGAAUCCAGCAAUACCAGUACAGAUGGCCUAAAGUACAUCUGUGUGUAUCUGUACGUGUGCACACACCCAUGUGUAUAUAUAUAUUUAUCUAUCUGUACAAA